Molecule: messenger RNA, 1287 nt
Organism: Haliotis rufescens (red abalone)
Lineage: Eukaryota; Metazoa; Mollusca; Gastropoda; Lepetellida; Haliotidae
Exons: 5
Coding region: 120-1112 (330 amino acids)
Source: RefSeq, a predicted model, not a curated record
GAGAAGCUCAGUUACAAGGAGAUCAUCGAGCUGAUUGCAUGUUAUAUGUGGGGACUUCUCUCUGAAACAUUUCUGUAAUUAUUGACGUUGAUUUCACUUAAUUUUGCCUGCAACGAAGAAUGAGCUUCAAAAAUCAACCCCAAAGACCGCACCUGUAUCCUCGCACUGACCCGCAUAUGUACAGUGUUUUCAACAUCAGUCGCGGUGGUGAGGCGUCCACGUCCGAUAGUCACAGUGAAGCAUCAUCGCCAACAGAAAUCUCCACAAUGCCACCCACAUCUAGUGUCCUGGUAGUGUCUGCUGAUGAAGUCUCGUCCAGGACGUUAGGCUCAUCUCAAGGUGGUGCUGGAGACCCACGGACUUGCCGACGGAAGCAGGGAAAGUCCUAUGCAUGGCUACACAGAGACUUAACCUUGGAAGAUGAAUACAAUAUCGCAACAGUAGAAUGGGAGGAUCUUGACGACAACUGCUCGAGGUGCCAACCCACGGCCACAGCUGCUCCGUCCAAAGCAUCCUUUAAACCACCCUCCCGUUCAUCUGACGAACAGGGCAGUUCACAACAGAGAUUAAGGAACGCAGGUCGGACAGAUGGAGACGUACACUAUACAGAGUAUCAUCUUCAUCAAUGGUUCACCAAUUUCAGCGACAUCAAGAGGCGAAUCAAGCACAUCUCCUAUGUUGCCUUAUUUGAACCACGUGCCGUUACAGUCACCGAUGUUUACCAUACCACUAUCACAGAAGACAUGAGCAGAAGGCCGAACAUCAAGACACGAUGCCUGAAGCGAUCACUGAGCUCAGAAGUAUCCCAUGACAUUGAUGAACGCCAUCUUCCUUUAAAGAAGAGAAAGAGAUGCAUGACAGCUGCCACCACCAAUACUGCAGCCACAACAGGCACAGGCGGUGGAGUCCCGCCACUUGCAGCUCGACAUGACCAGCCAUCAGCUAGCCAGGCUGACCCUAGAGCUGCCAUUCCCCUGUCCUCCACUACUGCUUCCUGUGCUGAACAUCCUGCCGCACCACCAUCCCCAUCUCACCCGAGCAGCAGACGACGGGGCACAAAGACACUUGUCACAUGGGAAAGCUGUUUGCCCCUGAAAAACAAGACAAGUUAAUGUUUCGAAGGUUGCCGAUACCACUAGGAGGAUGAAAAUGUAUUUUUCUCACGAGAGAAUAUAUCUAAUUAUAUUUUUCACUAUAACCAUCAUAUAUUUAUGAUUAUUAUAUAUUGUAUAUUUUAUAUGGAUUGUUAUAUAUGUCCAUGUCAACAUGAUUAAAUGUCAAAUGUAU